Molecule: messenger RNA, 1012 nt
Organism: Ilex paraguariensis (yerba mate)
Lineage: Eukaryota; Viridiplantae; Streptophyta; Magnoliopsida; Aquifoliales; Aquifoliaceae
Source: the annotation of a GenBank genome assembly
GGAGGUAGGGGUGCGGAGUACGCACAUACCCCAACAAGCCUCUGAGCUUCCAAUAAAAACUUUCGCGCGACGUACGGAAGCUUCGUUCUCUCCAUGCUCUUUUUGUUCUUCUGCUAAAUCUCUCUCUCUCUAGGACUUCAAUUUCUCAGGAACUAUUCCAAGAUGCCUCGCACCUCAUCCAGGAAAGGCUCCACUAAUUCAGCGUCGUCCAACAAUUCAUCGGCGGUGGAUCUAUUUCGCUCAGCUACAGGUAAAGCUGCAAGCAAAGAGUUGGAACGAAUUGAUCAACUAUUUUAUUCGUACGUGAAUAAUUCGUUUGGUAUGAUUGACCCUGAAGGAAUUGAGGCUUUUUGUUCAGAUUUGGAAGUGGAUCAUACUAAUGUACAAAUACUGAUGCUUGCUUGGAAAAUGCAAGCUGAAAAGCAAGGAUACUUUACCAUUGAGGAGUGGCGAAGAGGCCUUAAAGCACUUCGGGCUGAUACAAUAAUCAAAUUAAAGAAGGCACUUCCAGAGCUUGAGAAGGAGGUACUCUUUUUUAACCAGUGGAUCAUGAUAGGUUCUGAUGAUAUGUGUAUUGGAUGCUUUGUGGUGGGGGAAAGAUAAUUUUGGAGUGCUAAUUCUGCCAUCGUAUUUUCCCCCUUUCCUUUUUUUCCCUCUUGUAUUUUUCUUUCUCUCAAAAGGUUAGGAGGCCAUCAAAUUUUCUGGAUUUCUAUUCCUAUGCCUUUCGAUAUUGUCUAACAGGUUUGGCGAUUUCUUGUUUGUUCAUGUCUAAUGUUGGCAAACUUCAAAUUUAUUCCUGUUUGUGCUGCUAGCCAGCUUUUAUUAUUUGUUUUUUCUUUUCUAGAGGAGAAGCAGAAGAGCAUCGACAUAGAGAGCAUCUGCCAGUUGCUGGACCUUGUUUUAGGGUCCCAAUUUCAUUCCCAGGUUGACUUAUUUGUACAGUACAUAAGGACACAGGUUGAUUACAAAGUCAUAAACAUGGAUCAGUGGAUGGGAUUCUAUCGGUUUUGCA